AUGCUCGAUCCACUUUACAUCUUGAAGAUUUUUUUGAAAGAAAUGGUGGAGGUUAGAAUGAAAGAUGGAGAGGUUCAUUCAGGCAUACUACAAGGAUUUGAUGAGCAUAUAAGCAUUGUUGUUUCUUUGACAUCAGUUAAUAAUCGUGAAGAGCCUAUUUUGCUUUUGAGAGGAGAAGAUAUCCUUUCUAUAGGGAAAUGCACUUCAGAAGUGAGUGGAGUUGUGCCAGAAAUGGAAUGCUAUUAG
Ordospora colligata OC4 is the source of this 246-nucleotide messenger RNA. Its product is annotated as LSM domain-containing protein. The transcript has a single exon. Lineage: Eukaryota; Fungi; Microsporidia; Ordosporidae. The record is from RefSeq and is a predicted model, not a curated record. Bases 1 to 246 code for a protein of 81 amino acids.